Messenger RNA from Limanda limanda (common dab), 1353 nucleotides. It is a transcript of the gene gabra2a, whose product is annotated as gamma-aminobutyric acid type A receptor subunit alpha2a. NCBI's taxonomy places the organism in Eukaryota, Metazoa, Chordata, Actinopteri, Pleuronectiformes, Pleuronectidae. Gene Ontology annotation, cellular component: dendrite membrane; synapse; postsynapse. Gene Ontology annotation, molecular function: GABA-A receptor activity; benzodiazepine receptor activity; GABA-gated chloride ion channel activity. Gene Ontology annotation, biological process: chloride transport; signal transduction; monoatomic ion transmembrane transport. The coding region runs from base 1 to 1353 and encodes 450 amino acids. The transcript is spliced from 9 exons. The record is from RefSeq and is a predicted model, not a curated record.
AUGAGAGGACGAUGGAGCUCCUACUCCAUGUCUGUGCUGCUCUCUCUGAUCUUACUGUGGCAGACCCGGUCAAGAGUAGCUUCCAAUUCAACACGUAAAACCAUCGACAUCACAACCUUCACCAAGAUCCUGGACAGUCUGCUGGAUGGAUAUGACAACAGAUUGAGACCAGGCCUGGGAGACCGAGUAACUGAAGUGAAGACUGACAUCUAUGUGACCAGCUUUGGUCCAGUGUCUGACACAGAUAUGGAGUACACUAUAGAUGUUUUCUUCCGUCAGAGAUGGAAGGAUGAGCGCCUUAAGUUUAAUGGACCAAUGAACAUUCUCCCUCUCAACAACCUGAUGGCCAGUAAGAUCUGGACCCCUGACACUUUCUUCCACAAUGGCAAGAAAUCCGUUGCCCACAAUAUGACGAUGCCCAACAAGCUGCUGAGAAUCAUGGAUGAUGGAACCUUGCUCUACACUAUGAGGCUCACGGUCCAAGCUGAGUGUCCUAUGCACCUAGAAGACUUUCCCAUGGACUCUCACUCGUGUCCUCUGAAGUUCGGCAGCUAUGCCUACACAAAGACAGAGGUUACUUACCUCUGGACUCGUAAUGCCUCCCAGUCAGUGGAUGUUGCAGCUGAUGGAUCCAGACUCAACCAGUAUGAUUUGGUGGGCCAGAGUGUGGGGAAGGAGACCAUUAAAUCCAGUACUGGUGAAUACACAGUCAUGACAGCUCACUUCCACCUGAAGAGAAAGAUCGGCUACUUUGUGAUCCAGACAUACUUACCCUGCAUCAUGACCGUCAUCCUCUCUCAGGUCUCCUUCUGGCUCAAUCGAGAAUCUGUGCCAGCCAGAACUGUGUUUGGCGUAACUACAGUCCUCACAAUGACAACCCUUAGCAUUAGUGCCCGUAAUUCACUGCCUAAGGUGGCCUAUGCUACAGCUAUGGACUGGUUCAUUGCUGUCUGUUAUGCCUUUGUCUUCUCUGCACUCAUUGAAUUCGCUACGGUCAACUACUUCACCAAGAGAGGCUGGGCCUGGGACGGAAAGAGUGUGAUCAGGGAAAAGAAAAAGGAAGCCGCCAUCAUGAAGAAGAACAAUGCCUAUGCUGUAGCUGUGGCUAACUACGCUCCCAACAUUACAAGAGACUCAACGCUGCCCACCAUCUCCAAGUGUGCCCAGAAUGAAACCAACAAAACCACGGCAGAGACGAAGCCCGAGAACAAGAAAACCUUUAACAGCGUCAGCAAGAUCGACCGCAUCUCUCGCAUCAUGUUCCCUGUGCUGUUUGGGAGCUUUAACCUGGUUUAUUGGGCCACCUACCUGAACAAAGAACCAGGCAUUAAAGAUCUGGAUCUAUCCAAAUGA